Mucor velutinosus is the source of this 600-nucleotide messenger RNA. RefSeq names its product Fumarate hydratase. The record is from RefSeq and is a predicted model, not a curated record. The transcript has a single exon. NCBI's taxonomy places the organism in Eukaryota, Fungi, Mucoromycota, Mucoromycetes, Mucorales, Mucoraceae. The coding region runs from base 1 to 600 and encodes 199 amino acids.
AUGUCCCCCUCUCUAUCUCAAUUCACCACUCACCCAAGAUCACUGCCGCCAGGGCCCUCUCAAGGCUGCCAUUCAGUCGGAUUUUCGCCUGGAAAAUCCCCUCCAACCGCCCUAAUACGAAUAGAGAACAACAACACCACCUUUGAAAAUUGCUGCUCUACUAUUCAUGAUAACUACUCCCCGGAUAACUCAAUUCAAUCGCUUCCUCGUAACAUUACAUCUCCUGGUAUAAGCAAGUCAACAUCGUUGCGCUUUAUGCCUUACAAGAAACCUAGUGCUGCUGCUGCUGCAAAGGCCAAGGAAAAUGAUCAAGAUCUCGCUCUGUUUGGUCCUGUGCCCUCAGCGGAUUCGUUUUCCUUGGCUUUCACCUCGGCUGCAACAUCUGGUCCUGUUACACCACCUCCACCUAUUACUCGUGAAGGUGAUUUGACAGAGCUUGUGCUGGAUGAUGAGAUGGUAUUCCAAGAACUUGAUUGUAUCACUAAUUCUCUGCACCUUCCCUACUCUCCACCUCUAUCUCCUACUAUUACUACUACCUCUAAUUCCUCCUCCUCUCUCGAUGAUGAUCUCAUGGGCGAUGAUUUCAUUCUUUUUCCCUGA